CCUCCAAGUACUCGGUCCACUCGCAUAGACCCUGUGACCCUGUUCAACUCAACGCUUCCCCAACAACAACAGUGCAAACGAACUGCUCGUUCAGCACAAUUCAAGCUGCAGACCAGGGAGAUCCUUCAACCCAGAGCAGGAAACGUAGGGAAUAUCUGGGAUCAGACGAUGAUCGGGAAAUCAUACUUCCUCCUGGCACUUCUCCAAGCUGUAGUGUCAGGAGAGUGGAGAGGUGACACUCCACGAGAUGUGACGGCGCAGAAGGGUCUGUGCGCCCGGAUUCCGUGCCACUACAGUUAUCCAUCAAGUCUGGCCAAUGAAUCACGGGAUGGGGUCUGGUUUAACUCGGAGAAAGUGAAACCGUGGGCACCCUUAGCCUUUCACUCCAAGGAUUCCAAGCACACCUUGCCAAGGUUUCGCCACCGAACUCGGCUCUCUGGAAACCUGAAAGAUGGUGACUGUUCCCUGGUUAUGAACGACGUCACACAGGAGGAUGAAGGGCCUUACUUUUUCAGAAUUGAAUUUAACCACCAGCAGAUUUACAGUUUCUUCCCUGUAACACAAAUUCAUGUUUCUGAUUUCACAGAUAAACCCUCGAUAUUCCCUGCUGAAAUGGUUGCAGGAAAGCCAGUGAAUGUACACUGCACCUUCAACACCACGUGUGAUGGGACGGUGCCCACCUUAACCUGGGUCACCCCCACUGAUGUACCAUCGUCAGUCUCAGACAGUACAACUCAGCGGGGAGACACUCUGAUAUACACUUCUGUUCUGACCCUGACCCCAGAGCUCAAACAUCACGGGGAGAAUCUCACCUGCAGAGUCAGAUACCCAUCUGUUUCAUCGGAGCGGACCCUCACAUUGACUGUGCAAUAUAAGCCGGAGAUUUCUCCCAAAUCUGGAUGCACUCAGAUGCCCGAGGGCAUCACCUGUGUCUGCACGGCCAGAUCCAACCCACCCGCAGAACUCACCUGGCACCUGCCCCUCGCCAACCUCAGCGGGAACCAGACGCACGGCCGUUUCCAGGCGUGGCAGGUGGCAGACGGGCAACUGGUGACUGGCUCACUGACCCUGAGAGGGGGCGAGGGAGAGGAGGAAACGACGGCCUCGUGUACAGUCCGAAACCAGCACGGGGAGGUCACGUUCAAGAUGUAUCUGUGGGUGAGAGGUGGCUGUGACCGGAUUGAAAAACGUGUCAUCGCUGGAAUCACCAUCGGAGCUCUGGUCAUCGCUGGUAUGGUCAUCACUAUCACCAGAACCCUCCGGGCAAAGUGCUGUCACAGCAAACGAGAAAAUGCCUUGGCCCAGCCGAAGGUGCAGAAAGCUGAAGGUGAGGUGGUGGAUGUGGAGUCUCUCUAUCAGGAACUGCGUGCUGGCAAUCGGGAUCUGUACAGCGAGCUCAAGCCCAGCUACAAUUAAACCCAUGUCAAAGCCUCUCUGUGUGCACUCCCCCGUGCCCUCGUUCUCUGACGUUUCUCUCUGAUCUCUCUUCUUACUCUGUAUUCUCCCUCUCUCCGUGCCGCACGUCUCUGCUUUUCCCUCCCCCUCCCUGCGCACGCUCAAUCCUGCUCCCUGGAUGCUCUGUCCCCUGCUCCACACUCUUCCCCCACCCUGCACGUGCUCUCUCUCCUCCGUCCCUCUGCUGAUGAAGCCAAACAUACCAUCUGCCCUCUUUAACAUAUUAGCCUUGUCAUAAAGCGUGAGUGACAGAA
Pristis pectinata (smalltooth sawfish) is the source of this 1709-nucleotide messenger RNA. RefSeq names its product myelin-associated glycoprotein-like. The coding region runs from base 169 to 1416 and encodes 415 amino acids. The transcript is spliced from 8 exons. The record is from RefSeq and is a predicted model, not a curated record. Lineage: Eukaryota; Metazoa; Chordata; Chondrichthyes; Rhinopristiformes; Pristidae.